AUGCAAAUCGGGGCUCUAGGUGAGAUAACCGAGCAUAUCGUACCAGAGAACCCUUCCACCAGCUCCUCCAGCCGCGCAGUCAGCAUCUCACUCGGCCAUCCAUUACGUAUCAAAGUCACGGCAGACUUCUGGAACAAGUACGAUCAGUACAGAAUGUCUCAGCAAUCAACACCCUCAGAACCUCCCACCAAGCGGCAGAAGUUCACCCCCAUACCGGAACCAGAGCCGAUGGUACCAGCUACGGAUGUAGUAGAUGUGGCGGCAGAAGCAUCCGACGCAGCAGAUGCGCCGGCGGCAGCACAAGGACCUCACAGGCCGGCUCGGGAAUCUCAACCUCAGAGACCAAUGCAAGGACCGUUGCCGAGGCCUACAAUUAUGGAUCUUGAUUGCGACAACAAGGAUGGAAUUCUACAUAGCGAUGUGUCCUCAUUGUCAGAUUCAGAUUCGUCUCUCAUCUCUGGAGGGGACAUCGACAUCCCAUACUCCAUGGCCGACCACCCUCGCCCAACGGCAGAGGCUCCCUUACCCCCAACAAAUACGCCGAAUGGAUCGCAAAGUGUACCUCCAUCGUCAGAGAAACCACCGAUUAGGGUGAAGACGUCCUCCACUCCUGCACCAGAUCCCGACCACCUCCUCCCCGGCUCAUCCAACUCAACACCCUCAAAACUUGUUGGUAAAAAACUUGUCCCGCGAACAUCUCCGCGCACACCCAACACUCCGUCCUCAUCCGUCAAGCCCCCGUCCUCUGCAACAAAAGCUCUGCCCUCCCUUACUAAGCCUUCUCCUCACCCAGCCCCAUUUGACCACAGCUAUAACAACAUCAAUCACAACAACAGCAGCAGCCACAACAACAACAACAACAACAACAACAACAACAACAACAACAACAACAACAACAACAACAACAACAAUAGCAGCAAUAUCAACCACGCGAACCACAGCAACACGAACAACCCUAACACCCAACCACACAAUAACGGAAUGCCGCCUAAGAAUAGCCUUCCGGUAUCACCUGCCCAGACCAUUCCCCCAUCUAUUGCGCCAUCUCCUACCAACGCGUUACCUUCUUCGUCCCUUCCACCGCCUUCAACUCAGCGUACCAAUCCGUUCCCAAACCACUGUUACUUCAAAAUUCCAGAGAAACUCAAUGGUGGAAACCUGACCGAGGUCCGCAAGGCCAUCCAGGAAAUGGAGGCCGUGCAAGCUAAGCUCAAAGAACGCGCUGCUUUUUUGGAGCAGCUGGGCAAUAACUGGCAGUGA
Molecule: messenger RNA, 1260 nt
Organism: Microsporum canis CBS 113480
Lineage: Eukaryota; Fungi; Ascomycota; Eurotiomycetes; Onygenales; Arthrodermataceae
Product: Acp27b
Exons: 2
Coding region: 1-1260 (419 amino acids)
Cellular component (GO): guanyl-nucleotide exchange factor complex
Source: RefSeq, a predicted model, not a curated record